This is a messenger RNA of Helianthus annuus (common sunflower), 4950 nucleotides long. RefSeq lists its product as uncharacterized. Gene Ontology annotation, biological process: DNA repair; telomere maintenance. The coding region runs from base 1 to 4950 and encodes 1649 amino acids. The transcript has 10 exons. Lineage: Eukaryota; Viridiplantae; Streptophyta; Magnoliopsida; Asterales; Asteraceae. The record is from RefSeq and is a predicted model, not a curated record. Gene Ontology annotation, molecular function: DNA helicase activity.
AUGUAUGUUUCAUUAUUAAUUGUGAUAUCCUUUGAUCGUGUCGAAGCUGUUAUCCCCGUUGUUACUCAAGAUCAGGCGAAACAGAGGCGUAAAAUAAGGAAAUUAUUGUUGGAUAAGAAGAAAUCUAAUUUAGCUGGAUCUUCAUCAGGUUCUAUCAAUAAUAAUGUCCUAACCGAUGAUUCGAUAACAAUUCCGUCUGUUUCGCGUAUUGUUACAAGAGAAGUAUCGGUUUUCUCAGAAGAUAACAGCCGAUUAAGGGAAUUGAUUUUGGAUAAUAAGAGAUCUCAUACGAGACCCAGCAUAUCAGACACCAAUAUAAAUUUACCGACUUCUUAUCCAUCCAAUUCAACUCCAAAGGUCAUUGCUGAUGUUACGACAACCCGACCAUUCAGGCCACGAACUGUUAUUCCCAUUGUUAGUCAAGAUGAGGCAAAACAAAGUCGGAAAAUAAGGAAAUUAUUAUUGGAUAACAAGAGGUGUAAAUUACAUGGAUGUCCAUCAGAAGAUGUCAGUAAUAAUGCCACAACAAAUGAUUUGAUAACAACUCAUGAUAACAGCCGAUUAAGGGUAGAUAUUUUGGAUAGUAAAAGAUCUGAUACGAGACACAUCAUAUCAUUCACUAAUAUAAAUUUACUGGCUUCUUCUCCAACCGAGUCAAUUCCAAAUGUCAUCUCUAAUGUUACCGAAACCACACCAUUGAUGCCAACAAGUAAUGUUAGUUGUAUUACUAACAAUGGCACUCAACCAACAAACUGUACUCCGCGUCAUAUUUCUUUUAACCUGACAUCAUUCACCGGCACCUCCACUAUGCUUCAAAAUUCAUCUUUGGAAAGGUUGUCAUCCGGAAAACGAAAGUUAAUUAGCACACCACGAAUUACAUCUCCAAUACCAAUUAUUGAUUUCAAUACAGAGGAAAUUGUAGAUCAAGAUCCGUUCAAGGGUCUCUCAAAAGAUUAUUUGGAUCAUGGUGACCAAUGCGUUACCUGUGAAGUAUGUAAUGCAAAGUUAUGGGACGCAGAAAAAGGAAGAGGAAGAAGAAAGGAUGGGAAAAUGUGUUAUUUCUUAUGUUGUUCUUACGGCAUAGUAGAGCUUCCAGAUUACAAAGAUGCCAGAGGAAGUUAUCGUAUCCUAUUUAGUAAAAAAAAUAAUGAAAGCAAGCAUUUUUUGAAGAAUAUUCGGCGUUACAAUUCCAUGUUUGCAUUUACUUCAAUGGGUGGUAAGGUUGAUUCAACGGUUAAUAGAGGCAAUGCACCGUUUUGCUAUAGAAUAAGUGGAGAAAAUUACCAUUCAAUUGGAAGUCUUAUGCCAAACAACGGAGCGCAACCAAAAUUUUGCCAACUAUACAUAUAUGAUACUGAGAACGAACUUGCAAACAGGCAAGCGAUAUUUAGUCGUUCAGAGGAUUCAUCGUCUUCUUAUUCUGCUACUCUUGAUCGUAAGUUAAUAGAACAUAUAAAAGAUGUUUUAGAUAACGACAAUGAGUUGCUUCGCCUAAUUGGAACAAGAGGAAAAGAUGGUCGGAGGUAUAACUUACCAACGGCGGGUGAGAUUGCCGCUCUCAUUGUUGGAGAUAUAGAAAAUGUAAUUGACAAUAGAGAUAUUGUUGUUGAGACUCAAACUGGUACACUGAAGAGAAUUAGUGAGUUGCACCCGUCAUAUCUCGCACUACAGUAUCCGAUUUUGUUUCCAUACGGAGAUGAUGGCUACCGAAUUGAUAUCCCUCACAGAGGUGUCAUUGAUGUUGUUAAUAAGAAACGUCCAAAUUGUACUAUGAGAGAGUUCUUUGCUUAUCGUAUGCAGGAUCGGAUAAAUCAGUUUUCGUUAAUCUUGAAUUCCAGGAGGUUAUUCCAGCAGUUCUUGGUUGAUGCUUAUACUAUGAUAGAGAGUGAGAGACUUAGCUAUAUACGAUAUCAACAAAAAGAUCUUAGGUCUGACACAUAUGAAAGCCUCCGUAAAUUAAAAACACAUGGUCAAGAUGAUAUAUCUAAGGCUGGAAAACGUAUCUUCUUGCCAUCUUCCUUUACUGGUGGAGCACGAUAUAUGAUGCAAAACUAUUUAGACGCUAUGGCUUUGUGUAAAUGCUUUGGUUAUCCGGAUUUUUUUAUAACCAUAACAUGCAAUCCCAAAUGGCCAGAAGUACAACGCUUUCUCAAAGACACCAAUCUCAGUCCGGAAGAUAGGCCUGAUAUCCUCUCCAGAUUGUUCAAAAUUAAGCUUGAUUCAAUUUGCAAAGAUUUAAAAAAGAACCAUCUAUUUGGCAAAGCUUCAGCAGUUGUUUACACAAUCGAGUUUCAAAAACGUGGUUUGCCUCAUGCCCAUUUAUGCUUAUUCAUGGAGCCUGAAUCGAAAUUACCUACGGUGGACCAUGUUGAUGGAUUUAUAUGCGCAGAAAUACCUGACAGAAAUGAAGAUCCAGAAUUAUUCAUGCUUGUGAAAGAAUAUAUGAUACACGGUCCAUGUGGUAAUGCAAGGUUGAGUUCUCCAUGUAUGGUUGAUAGGAAGUGUUCAAAAGGCUUUCCCAAAGACUUUCAAGAUCAUACUACACUAGAUUCAAACGGCUUUCCUUUAUACAGAAGGAGAAACAAUGGCGCUUUAGUUGUGAAAAAUAAAAUUGACCUUGAUAACAGAAGUGUCGUACCGUACAAUAAAAAAUUAUUGAAAAGGUAUCAAGCUCAUAUAAAUGUUGAAUGGUGCAAUCAGGCCGCUUCGAUAAAGUAUCUGUUUAAAUACAUUAAUAAAGGACCUGACCGAGCGACUAUAGCCGUUGUUCAAAGCGAUAAUCAAUCUGACGAACAAGUACAAGACGAGAUAAAAGAGUAUUAUGAUUGUCGAUAUAUUUCAGCUUGCGAAGCAUCUUGGAGGAUAUUUGCCAAUGAAGUGCAUUAUAGACGACCUUCUGUUAUGAGACUUCCGUUCCAUCUACCUGGCCAACAACCUGUUGUUUUCGGUCCUGAUGAGGAUAUUAACUAUGUUCUAAACAAACCAUCUGUUAAAUCUUCAAUGUUUCUCUCAUGGAUGGAACGUAAUAAAGACCCAAAUGACACGUUGGCCCGUACACUUACAUAUGUUCAGUUUCCCAAUUUUUGUGUUUGGAAGCUUGAUAAGCGAGUAUGGGAACCUAGACAAAGGAAAACAGUUAUUGGCAGGAUUCAUUCCGUACCUCCGUCACUUGGUGAAGCUUAUUUUUUGAGAAUUCUUCUUAACAAGGUCAGAGGACCAACAUCGUUCGAUGACAUUAAAAUAGUUAAUGGUCAUGUUUACGAUACAUAUAGAGAUGCUUGCUACGCGCUCGGUCUUUUGGAUGAUGACUCCGAGUAUGUGGAGGCAAUAAAGGAAGCAAGUUUAUCAGGAAGUGCUUCAUAUAUUCGUAAUUUAUUUUGUACCAUGCUGUUAUCGAGUAGUCUUUCUAGACCUGAGGUUGUUUGGGAAAGUUCAUGGAAAUACAUGACAGAAGAUUUUUUAUAUAGACUUCAGAAAUACCAUCGAGUUACAGCGUUAUCAAUUCCGGAGCACCAACUGAAAAACUAUGCUUUGUGCGAGAUUGAGAAGUUUUUACUGCGAAAUAAUUCAUCCUUGCAAAGAUUUCAAACAAUGCCAUUUCCAGAUAUGUCGUCUUCAGGCAGUUCAGAUAGUCGUUUGAUAUUUGAGGAGCGGGCGUAUGAUAUAACACAUCUUGGAAAUCUGUACGAUAGUCAGUUGACAAUGUUAACUGAUGAACAACGCUCUGUCUUUGAAGAAAUUAUGGCAGCAGUGAAUGGUGAUAACGGUGGGAUUUUUUUCCUUUACGGCUAUGGUGGAACAGGUAAAACAUUUUUAUGGAAGACAUUAUCCGCUGCAAUUAGAUCAAAAGGUCAAAUCGUUUUAAAUGUGGCUUCAAGUGGAAUUGCAUCGUUGUUGUUAGAUGGUGGCAGGACAGCACAUUCCAGGUUUCACAUACCUUUGAAUCUUACUGAAGACUCUGUAUGUAAUAUAAAACCGGAAAAUGACGUGUCUAAAUUACUGCAUGAGACGAAAUUAAUAAUUUGGGAUGAAGCACCUAUGGUACACAAACAUGCAUUCGAAGCGCUCGAUAGAACAAUGAAUGACGUUUUCAACAUCGACCAAUCUGUCAAUUCAGACAUCAGGUUUGGAGGUAAGGUAAUUGUUUUUGGUGGCGAUUUCAGACAAAUAUUACCUGUCGUUCCAAACGGUGGAAGACAAGAGAUUGUUAAUGCCUCCUUAUCUUCAUCUUACUUGUGGAGUAAAUGUAAAUUGCUAAGAUUAACAAGAAACAUGAGGUUAACCGUUGGAAGGUCGACGGAAGAAAUUGAAGAAAUAAACACUUUUGCGAAAUGGCUUUUGGAUUUGGGUGAGGGUAAUGUUGGUGGUCCAAAUGAUGGGGAAGCAACUAUUGAAAUACCACAAGAUCUUCUAAUUACUGAUGAAUCUGACCCAAUUGCAGCUUUAAUUGAUUUUGUUUAUCCAUCAAUCUUGCAAAACAUCAACAACCAUAAUUAUUUUAGUGAGCGUGCUAUACUUGCACCGAAGAAUGAUGUUGUGCAUGAGAUUAAUGACAGGUUGCUAUCAAUGUUUCCUGGUGAAGAAAGAGAGUAUCUUAGCUCUGAUAGUCUUUGUCCAACCGAAGAUGUAAAUGCUACACAACAAAGAAUAUACUCUCCGGAUGUGCUCAAUGGACUUAAAAUUUCUGGCUUACCAAAUCAUAGGUUGGUGCUAAAAGUUGGUGUUCCAGUAAUGUUAUUACGAAAUAUUGACCAACGGAAUGGUUUGUGCAACGGUACAAGGCUACAAGUAAAAAAGUUGUACAACCGUGUAAUAGAAGCCGAGAUAAUAUCUGGUGCAAAUAUUGGUACUUCCACAUAUAUACCUCGGAUUAAUUUGAUCCCUUCUGAUAAAAAGAUUCCUUUUGCUUUUCAAAGGAGGCAAUUCCACUUUCCGUAUGUUUUGCGAUGA